Molecule: messenger RNA, 933 nt
Organism: Colletotrichum siamense
Lineage: Eukaryota; Fungi; Ascomycota; Sordariomycetes; Glomerellales; Glomerellaceae
Gene: HSD3
Product: 11-beta-hydroxysteroid dehydrogenase-like 3
Exons: 2
Coding region: 1-933 (310 amino acids)
Cellular component (GO): membrane
Molecular function (GO): oxidoreductase activity
Source: RefSeq, a predicted model, not a curated record
AUGGGAUACCCCGUCCUUCGCAUGGCGCUCACCGCCCUCGCGGUUCUUCUCGCCCAGCGCCAAUUGGCAGCACAAGCACGCAAAAGAGACAAGCGCCUCUCACACUCGGAUGAGCGUGUGCUCAUCAUCGGAGCUUCGAGCGGCGUCGGUCGCGCCGUAGCAAAGCAGUAUGCCGCCCGCGGAGCACGGAUCUGCGUUGUCGCUCGCCGCGCAGACGAGAUCACCACCCUGGCCAAGGAGUGCGGGGACAAGUGCAUAUGGCAAGUCGCAGACUUCAGCAAUGUGGAGGACCUUGUCAGUCUAAGGACCCGGCUUGAGAAGGAAUGGCAGGGGCUGGAUACGCUACACAUUUGCGCGGGAGUAUCAGCUUUGCAACCCGUCAUGGCCCUCACCGGUGUCAAGUCCGCGGAGGAGGAUGCCGAGGCCGUUGGGAUUCAAGCGGCAGUCAAUAUCGCGGGGCGUGCUAUCAAAGGCAACUUUGAUGGGCCUUUGGCUUCCGCGCUGACAUUUAUUCCCAUGUUGACGAGAACGUCAAAAUCUCCCUCAAUACUCCUUGUCUCAUCAGUUGCCGCCGUCAUCCCCGCGCCGACAAGAGCUCUCUAUGCCGCAACCAAGGCUUCUUCUCUCCUGCUGUUCCAGUCAUUGGCCAUCGAGCAUCCGAAGAUCGCCUUCACUUUCAUCCUGCCCGCCACCAUUGAAGGAAACUUCCGAGCGUCCGCAGUGGAUUCGGGCCCCGUGAGGGAAGAAGACCCCAACAAGCACGGUUUGAAGAUCGACUACGUCGCUGAAAGAUGUAUCGACUCGGUCGACCGUGGUAUGACGGGCAACGUAGUGCUCCCGAAGAUGCCGUAUGCUAUCGCGCAGUAUCUGUACCUUCUCUGGCCUUCUUUCAUCGAGGGUCGGGCUCGUAAGAAGUACAACUUUGAGGCGUAG